CCCUCUCUCCUCUCCUAUAUAUGUAUGGACACACACAAGGACACUCUCUAGAAGUUUACAAUCUCAACUCACUUCCUUCAUCAACCAAACCAAAUUUGUCUUCCUCACUGCUGGUAUUAUACAACUCUAGUACCAACAGAUUAACAAACAAGCGAACACUCCAUCGCAGUGUCGCUGCUUUCGCCGGAGACAUAACACAUCCUGCCGACAUCGUGAAAGAUGGAAAUUCCAACACUGAUUAAAAACAAGGAUGAUGGGGAAGACUUGAAACAAUUGGGGUUCCUGUGGUCCGGCACAUUGCUCUUCUUGGCAUGUAUGUCCAAGCUGUACGAGUACUUGAAGCAGAACUCCGGCUCCUUAAAACCCACCGUCGUCUUCCUGGAGGGUAAAAUCAUUGCUGUAGUGCGUCCCUUCUACAAGGAGAACAAACGCCUCUAUAGUCUCCUUUUGUUUGCCGACGCCCAGGUGGACAAAGUUACUGUUAUAAUUGACAAGCAUGGACCGAAUUUCGUGAAGAAAAUUAUGAGCAUAGUCCAAUGGGCUACCCAGACAACUGAGGAAUUAUGUGACAAGACCAGAAAAGGAGGGAUACGUAGUGUCACAAUGCACGUAGGAAUAAAGGUUGCAUUAUUUGUGAUGACUGAAUCUAUGCAAUUACUGGUUAAGUUGGGUCACUUCCCUGCAUUGCCAACGUUUCCAGGGAUGCCAACGUCUCUCCCGUCGCUCGAUCUGCCAACGUCUCUCCCGUCGCUCGAUCUUAAAGUCACUGAUCCUUUGACGGAUCCAAUCAAGAUAGGCACUGAUUUAGCUGAAAAUGUCAUUUGACAUUGCCAAAAAGGAUUUGAGUUUAGGUCAUGAUAUAUGAUCAGUGAUCAGACACUACACUCUUGAAUUAUUAUUAUUAUUGUUAUUUUAAAAUCAAGACUCUUAUCUACUCUUGUGUUUUCUAGAUGCAUGUAAUAUUGUUUUACUUAGUAGGAUGUG
Tripterygium wilfordii is the source of this 984-nucleotide messenger RNA. Its product is annotated as REF/SRPP-like protein At1g67360. The record is from RefSeq and is a predicted model, not a curated record. The transcript is spliced from 3 exons. The coding region runs from base 220 to 825 and encodes 201 amino acids. NCBI's taxonomy places the organism in Eukaryota, Viridiplantae, Streptophyta, Magnoliopsida, Celastrales, Celastraceae.